CCGUUAAAUCACGUGACCGAAAUCACCAAUCCUGCACUUUUCUCAAAACCCCUAAACCCUAGAUUUCUUCAAUCUCUCAGUCCCUCUCCUCACUCCCCGAUAAAUUCCAAUGGCUUCCUCUCUUCGAAUUGCGAGCUCAACCCAUUUAAUCUCUCCCUACUCGCCCCGGAACCUCUUCUCUCAGUUCAAUCGGCCCCCAAAUUGUCGAAGAAAAGGGCGAACUUUAUCAUCAGUUCGCUGCUCGGGCUCGUCUUUUGUUACAAUGGACUCAGCGAGGAUCAAGGUGGUCGGAGUUGGAGGAGGCGGGAACAAUGCCGUCAACAGAAUGAUCGGAAGCGGGCUGCAGGGUGUUGAUUUCUACGCAAUCAAUACGGAUGCUCAGGCUCUAUUGAAUUCAGAAGCGGAAAAUCCAUUACAAAUUGGGGAGCUUUUGACCCGUGGGCUAGGUACGGGAGGAAAUCCUCUUCUAGGGGAGCAAGCUGCUGAGGAAUCUAGAGAAGCUAUAUCCAACACCCUGAAGGAUUCAGAUCUUGUCUUUAUUACUGCUGGUAUGGGUGGAGGCACUGGCUCUGGUGCUGCACCAGUUGUUGCUCAAAUAUCUAAGGAAGCCGGUUAUUUAACUGUCGGUGUUGUUACGUAUCCCUUCAGCUUUGAAGGUCGCAAACGAUCUUUACAGGCACUAGAGGCUAUAGAGAAGUUGCAAAAGAGUGUCGAUACCCUUAUAGUGAUUCCCAAUGACCGGUUGUUGGAUCUAGUUGAUGAGCAAACCCCACUUCAAGAUGCAUUUCUUCUUGCUGAUGAUGUUUUACGCCAAGGGGUGCAAGGGAUAUCCGACAUCAUAACUAUCCCUGGACUUGUGAAUGUUGAUUUUGCCGAUGUGAAAGCUGUAAUGAAGAACUCCGGAACUGCAAUGCUCGGUGUUG
Asparagus officinalis (garden asparagus) is the source of this 923-nucleotide messenger RNA. RefSeq names its product cell division protein FtsZ homolog 1, chloroplastic-like. Gene Ontology annotation, molecular function: GTPase activity; GTP binding. The record is from RefSeq and is a predicted model, not a curated record. Gene Ontology annotation, cellular component: chloroplast; microtubule; cytoplasm. The annotation marks the transcript as partial. The transcript has 5 exons. NCBI's taxonomy places the organism in Eukaryota, Viridiplantae, Streptophyta, Magnoliopsida, Asparagales, Asparagaceae. Gene Ontology annotation, biological process: microtubule-based process; chloroplast fission; cell division.